AUGAGAGCUUUAGGAGAAGGAUGGGGAAAAGGCGGUGCAGCAGACAGUAAGAGUAGCGAACGUAGCAGCAGUACGAGCAAGAGUAGUAACAGAGGGAAGAGCGGAAGCAGAGCUUCUUCUUCUUCUUCUUCUUCUUCUUCUUCUUCUUCCUCGUCGUCGACGAAGACGACAACAUCGAGGAAGAAGAAGAGUAAGGCGAUAACGACGAAAAGCACUACUACUACUACUACUACUUCUUCUUCUUCUUCUAGCACGAAAGAACUCACGCAGAGAGAGGAGAUUAAUCGACGCUUAUUGGCAGGGACGAUGUCGACGAUAUGCGUGCGGACGCUGUUAGCGCCGCUGGAAAGGUUGAAAACAGAGUAUCUCUUUAACAACUCCAAAGAAGCUUUGUUCGUAACUUCUAAGAUUGUGUUUAAAAACGAAGGCGUGAUUGGGUUUUGGAAGGGUAACUUGGUGAAUAUCGUGAGAACGGCGCCAUUCAAGGCGAUUAAUUUUAGUGCGUUCGAUACGGUUCGAACGGCAAUCACGAAGACGUUCGAUGUCAAGGAAAAUACCGUGGCGGAUGAGGUUUCUUUGUUUUUAUCCGGCGCGUUUGCGUGCGGUACCGCGGUGACUAUUUGUUACCCGAUGGACGUCGUCCGCACAAGAUUGGUCGUCCGAGGCGGGACGCAAAAGUAUAAGAAUAUCCUUUCGUGCGUUCGGAUGUUGUACAAAGAGGAAGGGUUGGCGAGUUUUUAUAGAGGAAUAUUACCAGCCAUGGCGCAAAUGACGCCCAACGCCGCCGUGUAUUAUUCCGUGUAUAACAGUUUGAAACAGUAUCGCUUGACGCAAAUGAAACGCGAAGGAGAGGAAAAAGCGAAUAGAAGGAAGAAAAAGAACAACAACAACAACAACAACAGAGGGAGUGGUAAAAAAGAUAACACCACGGGAGAACUCAAUAACAAGAAAACCAUCGAACCGCAAUACAUGAUGCUCUUCGGCAUGGUUGCCGGAAUAGCCUCCGAAUCUUUUACCUUUCCGCUAGAAGUCGCCAGGCGCCGCAUUCAAAUGAACACCGGUCGCGUCGUCGCUAAAGAUAUAUUUGGAUCGAAGGAGCUCAAAAUGAUGUUAGAAGUCACCCAAAAAGUGUUGCGAGAGAAUGGUUUUCGAGGUUUGUACGCCGGAUUAGCGCCGUCUGUGUUACAGGUCUUGCCAAGCGCGGCGUUGGGGUACUACUGCUACGAGAGUUUCAAAUUAGCCGUAGGGGUUGACUGA
Messenger RNA from Bathycoccus prasinos, 1257 nucleotides. RefSeq lists its product with no specific name. NCBI's taxonomy places the organism in Eukaryota, Viridiplantae, Chlorophyta, Mamiellophyceae, Mamiellales, Bathycoccaceae. The record is from RefSeq and is a predicted model, not a curated record. Bases 1 to 1257 code for a protein of 418 amino acids. The transcript has a single exon. Gene Ontology annotation, biological process: transmembrane transport.